ACUGAACUAUAAUGAUAGACCCUCUUCGCCAACGUGUAUUUACACGCUCAGUGUUUGUCUCCAGAUGGGCGGUGUCUGCUGGUGACUACAUAAACUCCACACUGUGACCUUUCCUGUCUCAGUAUCAUUCUGGGAUCUUACUCAGCUGCUCUCCUCCUCUUCCUCACACUGAACUUCUAUCAUGUCUCUGGACGGUAAAGUUGCUGUAGUGACCGGAGCUGCUCUGGGGAUUGGAAAAGCAAUGACGGAGAUUCUCCUGCAAAACGGAGCAAAGGUAAACUUUAAGUCCUUAUGGGAUUAAACCCCAGUGUUUACAAAAUAACAAAGGUGCCACCGCAGUUUUAUUGUGGAUUUGUGGUUAAUUAUUAUAUGCACUAUGGUUUAAGGUCAAGUUGAUUCAAUAAUCCACGUGAUAGCUUACCUUUGUACUAUUCUAUAUAUGAUAUACACGUGAUACCUGUGUUAUUGGCAUCACCUUAUACUUCGAUCAUUUAUCUUCAAAGGGAUGUGAUUUGAUUUUUUAUUUUUUCAAAGUAAAUCAACCUGUUACUCCAAAUUCCUGUCAUUUUUUCCUCACUCCCUUAAAAACAGAUCUGUGUAUAUCUAGGGUAAAGGUUAGAAACUUGAUUUAAGCCUCAAAAUUUGCUGUAAAUCCGGUUCACAGGUCAGGGGAAUGAGACAAAAGCCUGAAGGCGUCAUUCAGGAGAUUGUGUAAGACAUGUGUUUGUAAUUUGUAGGUUAUUUUUUUUUCAUUAUAAGAUACAUAAAGUUCAGUUUACUUGGCAGGAAAAGUUUAACAUCCUGUACCCUUAGAGAGAUGUGAUCAAAGAAAUAAUCCACAUAACUUUAUAAAACAGCUUAAAAUAGAAAAGAAAGGGAGGAGUGGUUUUCUGAAGAAGUCAGCAGCAUAUGGUAAACAGAUGAGUGUCUAACACACUGACUUACAUAACAGUGUGUUGGAGCUAGACUCCCACAGGACAUCUAAAGUUUGGAUAUCUCUGCGUCUGCUGCAUUAACAUGGACCCCACACCUUUGCCAAUCUGUUUCUUCUAUUCACCUAAAUUUUUAAAAAUAAGGUGAUCCAGAAUGACUCGGGUAUCAUCAUCAAGUUUUGUUUUGCAAUAAAGUCUUCACGUCAUGAUGGGAUUAGUAAUGCUGUUGAGUCAGAACAUCCUCAUCUGGAAGUCUGUAAACUAAAAUAAUUAAAAUAUUGUAUUAAUCCUUCAACUCAAACAGAUUAAUCGACCACUAGAGGGCAAUUCAACUUUCAGCCAACAUUCAACAGGCAACACAGUCGAAAACAACAUUCAGACAUCUAAGUGAAAACCUUUGUGUUAUCAAGAGUUUGACCAUAAAACUAAAUCAAGAGUGGUUGUCCAAAAAGUGGAAGGUUGGUGGUUUGAUUCCCACUCUAUAGUCUGUCCAUUGUGUCCUUGGGCAAGACACUUAACCCACCUUGCUCCCAGUGUGUGCGAUUGGUGGUGGUUGGAGAGGUUGUUAGCGUGGAUUGGCAGCCAAGUUUCCGUCAGUUUGUCCCAGGGCAGCUGUGACUUUUAAGGUAGUUUACCAGGGUGUGACUGUGUGAGGGAAUGACCGAUGUAUCCAAUGUCAAGGGCUUUGAGUGUUUCUGAUAAAGUGCUAUAUACAAUUUGCUGGAUUAUUGUUAUUAUUAUUAUUAUUAACAAAUACAAAUGAUAGGAACACGCCAAGAGUCAGAAUUAACAUUCAGCAGCCUGAAGGGAACAAAAGAGUACGGAUGACUUAUCGGCAUCGUCUGAUAUCACCAUCUUUUCUCAACGCUAAAAAAUAAUCUUUCCCAUCACUCAUUGACAACACUUGACAUCUUGUUAGAGCCAUUUGUUGUAUUUCCUUUUGUGUUUGUGUUUUGUUAUCUAUGUCAGUUGUAUUUGCCCUGGUGGCGUGAGGUCCUGAGUUUGGUUUGCUAUAAAUAUAAGAAUAAGAAAUUAGUGGCAGGUGUGUUGAUAGCUAGAGGAGCAAACAGUUUUUUGACCAUCAUUUACAUCAUCUAUCAUUAUCAUCCUGUCGUUGCUGUCUGUUGGAAUUUGCUUUGUCUUUAUUUUUGCAUUUGGUUUCUUUUACAAAAGAAGAAUAAACAAAGAAAAUGUGACUAACUGUUUCAUUUACACGUGGAGAACAAUAGACACGGACGAUGCGUCAACUGUACACCUGGCUAUCUAAGACCUCAGUGGCUCUUUGGAUAAUUUCGGGACACAAAAUUAAGUCACAACACAUCCAAAACACUAACUGACGAUUGUUUAAUUACAAUACAGUAUCAAUAUUUAGCAGGAACAGCUGUGUUCAUCAAUCCAAACCCACACCCAAUAUCUGUCUUUCCACUGAUUUAUUAAAAAUACAACUUAAACAUUUAAGAUUUAAAUGUGUAUGGAAUAAUGGAUUCUGUAAAUGACCUGUUAACUUUUAUUAUUUUUCUUCCACAGUAAUUAAUGGACAGAAAUAAAAAUAAAAAAGUUAGAGGGCAGAGACAACACAACCAUUAAACUGGAGUCAGAUCAUAAGUGGGUUUUGAUGUCAUGGUCUUGUUGCUGUGCAGGUAGCCCUCCUGGAUGUGAACGAAACCGCUGGGAAGAGUUUAUGUGAGGCUCUCAUGAAACAGUACGGACAGGAGAAGACUUUGUUCCUGAGCUGUGACAUUCAAUCUGAGGAACAAACUAAAGGUAAACACACACACACAUGCAGGAACAUUUUGUACUGCAGGUUGUUUUAGUGGUACACAGUUACACUCAUUAUAGUCCACAGUGCGUGAAAUUCAAGAACCAAAAUUUUAUGUCAAGAAUAACGUGAUAAAAAACACAGAAACCCUGCGGACUUUAAAGUUAACACUUUUGUCAGGUCUUCAGGUUAUGCAAGGUCUCGUCGUUUCAUAAUCUCUCUGGUUCUCAGAGAGAUAGUUCAAGAUAGUUUUAAAUGUUCCAAUAUCCUCUAAUGUCUUUUGUACUUUUUUGCCAGUAUGGAUUGUCCAACUUGCAAUCAAUCAUUUAUUUGCAACGUUUCGGAGACAACAACAGAAAAAGUCAUCCAGACACAACAUUACGGCUGUGCCUAAUUUCUCAAAAUUGUGGAAUCUGCAAAGGUUUUUGUCAUUACCAAGAUUUUUUCACUAAUCAGUAGGGGCUCAAAAAAUUUUAGAAUUGCAGAACCAGACUCGUGUUAGACAGUCAUCUGCUGAGACUGAACCGGAGAUAGAGAUCAAGGCAGGUCAAAACAUCUGCAGCAGCGAUACAGAGGAACCUCCAGGAAAAGACUGUGCAUUAGUGAUGCUGGUUGAGUUGAGUGUCUGUGCCACCCAACUUUUAAACAGUCCGAAGUUGUGACAUCUCAUCUGAGUUGACAGGAUGUGGUAGAUACUUAUCAAAUACACGGACAAACCCAAAUUUGUUCUUCAUUUUACACUUAAUUGGACGAGAAUGCUGCAUGGAGGAAGAUGUAGACAAGCAAUCGUGCUGAUUGACCUGAUAGGACAUUAACUGAGGCAAACGACUAAAUAAGACGAAGAAGAGGAGGUCAGGGCUUUUUCUGAUAUGACCCUGAGAAUUAAACAAUUUCCAGCUACCUGUGCAGUUGCCCCCUUCUGACCACAUCUUUAAGGAAGUCAUAACGCUUCGAGGAAAAUGUUAGGAUGCGUUUGAGUUCAGGGGUUAAAAUUGUGUCCUGUAAGAUGUUAGACAUGUGUUUUGGAAGUACCUCUAAAGCUCCAAAAAUGUGUUGUGCAUGUGUAAAAAAACAACAACAACAUGUACUUAAAAGCUGUUUUUUUGUUUUUCUUUUCUCCAGCUGCUUUAAAGAAAACUUCAGAGGUCUUUGGUGGAAUCGACAUCCUGUGCAACAACGCUGGCAUCUUGAAUGAAAACACAUGGGAGAAAACCGUCUCUAUAAACCUUGUAAGAAUACCCAAAGACAAACAAACUGCAUCCGGUAGACAUUAGACCGAUUACUUGUCUCCAGUUGCACCACUGCAUCAAAGGAAAUUACAUAACACAAAGAGUUUUCAGUGUUUCAGGAGUUACAGCUUGAAAUAAGGCAUUGCUGUCUUUUAGCAGAGAUGAUUUUGACAUCUUGAAGUUACAUUCAGCUGGUUUAACAUUACACAACACUUGGCAAACAAAGAAAGGCCAACUGCUGCUAACAAGUCUUAAAGGGAUAUUCCGAUGUAAAAUUAAGAUAGGGUCAACCACACCGUAACACUGAGUUAGAGGUGUAUGUUUUCGACCGCUUGCUUCUCUAGUAAUACCAUCUUUAGUAAUGACUGCACCAUAGCAAACACAGCGGUCCCAGGAGCCACACGCUCAACCAAAACACCACUCUAUAGCCACAAAUAAUGCUCAGAACAGCACCUAACUUCAUCAACAGGACAUAUAGGGUCCCAGCCAUAAUACUAGUCAUCAAACAUCUUUUAACUUUGACUAAUUUCUUUAGUAAAGAGACUAAACACAACUCACCCACUCUCCUCCAGCAGCCGCUUGUUUGUACGGAGAUCUCAGGCGAGUCCAUUGACUACAGCGGGGUGCCGCAGCUCAAGGAAGAACAUUUAUGAUCAUUUCUUCAUGGAAAUACAAUCAGACUGAGACACUAAGGCAGAAGAACUACAAGUCUGCAGUGCAAAAUGAUUAAUAUGGUGAUUAUUACUUCAAGGAAAUUAUAAAGUAAUGAUCAUAAAUGUUCUUCCUUGAGCUGCGUCACCCCGCUGAAGUCCGUAAUGGACUGGCCCGAGGUCUCGCUACAAACAAGCGGCUGCUGGAAGAGAGUAGUUGAGUUGUGUUUAGUCUCUUUGCGAAAGAAAUUACGCAAAGUUAAAAAGAAGUUUGGUGUCUAGUACUAUGGCUGGGACCCUAUAUGUACUGUUGAUGAAGUUAGGUGCUGUUCUGAGCAUUAUUUGUGGCUAUAGAGUGGCGUUUUAGUUUCUGGUACUGUUGUGUAUUGCUUUCAUGCAGUCAUUAGCAAGCAGUUGGCAACAUUUAUCUCUCAACGGGAUGUCUAACUCAGUGUUACAGUGUGUUUGACCCUAAAUCAAUUUUACGCCGGAAUAUCCCUUUAAAUAAGAAGCCGAAAAGGUUCCUGCUGUCAACACCAGAAUCAAACCGAGUUGUCCUGUGUUGUAGAUGGGUGUUAUCAGGAGCACCUACCUGGCCCUGGAGCACAUGAACAAGCUGAAUGGAGGUCGGGGAGGUGUCAUUGUCAACACAGCAUCCAUGGCAGGUAAAGACCACAAUGUGCAUGAAUAUGUAAAAACCAUACUUCUUUAAAGAACAUUACGAAACAGCGAAUGAAGAAGAAGCAGGUAUGUUGAAAACAACAGUGGGCCGAGAAUUGACCCUGGGGGAACUCCAAAAAUACUGUUUCUUUCUAUAUGGAUUACAAGAUUAAUCAGAAAUGUACAAAUUAAGCUCUCAUAAUAAAAAAAAAAUGAUGUUUUUAAGACGACUCUGUUUAUUGAUUUUUCAUGGAUCCUGCAGGUCUUGGUCCUCUACCAAGCUGCCCUGUAUAUACAGCUACGAAGCAUGGCGUGGUCGGUUUCACUCGUGCCAUGGCGGUGAGUAUCUAUAAUGAUUGAGGUCCAAAAAGAGAAACAAGAGGACUUAAAUCCCAGCAUGCAUCUUCUUUUUCUGGGAUUUCUUUGUUGUAUAUCAGCAGGCAAGGUAGAUAUUAGCUGUAAGUUAGCAUUCUGUUUACAUGAUAUGAAAGACAGCAACACGUCUCAGUGUUCUGUGUUUACUUUAGGAAGUGCCUGAAUUUGUAGUGUAGGUUUGCUCCACUGAAAUAGCAAACGCUGUUUUCAUGUCAUUAACACUUUAUUGUGCUGGGAUGGUUUUACUGUAAAGGUCAGGCAAUAACAGGGAGAUGGAGUAAAGGUUUUCAAACAAAACUUGUCCGCCUGGUCAGGAAUACAUGUGCUGUUUCUCUUGGAUUGAUGGACUGACUCUUACUUCACAGUAUUGAGCUUCUAAUUGUAACAUCAGAAGGAAAUGGCCAGUGUGUUAUUGAGCUGACCUGUAUUAUUCCUUCGUCUCUUAACAGGCGGCCUCUUCUGCAUCCGGCUACGGUAUACGAGUCAAUGCCGUCUGCCCGAGCUUCGUCCAAACUGAACUCUUCGCCAACAUUUUAGACAAACUGGGCCAAUUCUCCCACCUGGCAGAUGCAACCAAAGGAAUGGUAGAAAAGUUUGGGACCUUAAGGUGAUUUGUGUCCUUUCCUAGAGAUGUCCAUUUACUUACUUCCCUUGUUCAGCAAUAUCAUCAUCAAGACCAAGUAUAAAACUGCUGACCUUUGUUACUUCUUUGUUGUUUUGUGUGACCCCUAAAUAAGUUGUUGUUUCUGCAGUAAUAAUCAAUGGGAAUAAUCAAUUAACUCAUCAAUUCAUCAAUCAUCUGUCUGUAAUUGUCAUUCCAGUGUGUCUCAGGUGGCAGAGUGUCUCCUGGAGCUCGUGACAGAUGAGACAAAGAACGGAGAAGCCCUCGUGGUGACCCCUCAAAUGAAGAAGUACAUGACAUUUGUAAAUACGAUCCAGUAGAUCCUGGCCGUGACAGACUGCAGUUUAAUGUACAUUCAAAAGUUUGUUAUCACAACGAGCAUGGCAGGUCCAAAGUCGAGGCCUUAGUGUCUUUUUAUCUAUUUUGCUUAAUCAUUAAAGCUUCAUUAUGAGCAGUUUGUCCUGAAACCACACCCACAGACUGUAUUUACAAUGAAACCAUAUAACUGACCAUUAGGUCAAGUAGGUACUCAUUCAAUAUUUACAUUGUGAAUGACAUUAAAAAAAUCAUUGUACCUGUUUCAAAAACAGUAAAAUUUUAUAUCCAUGUAUGUCAAUAUAUGUAAAAUAUAUCAGUUUCAUUAAAUGAGGACUGAACUUUUGACGAGCCA
Messenger RNA from Xyrichtys novacula (pearly razorfish), 6897 nucleotides. Lineage: Eukaryota; Metazoa; Chordata; Actinopteri; Labriformes; Labridae. The record is from the annotation of a GenBank genome assembly.